This is a messenger RNA of Chara braunii, 1958 nucleotides long. The record is from the annotation of a GenBank genome assembly. NCBI's taxonomy places the organism in Eukaryota, Viridiplantae, Streptophyta, Charophyceae, Charales, Characeae.
GUCACAUUCAGGGAAGCACGCAAUUCCGUCGGUUCGUUCUACCAUCGCUACACUACACGCUUUCUUCCUUUCUCCUAUACGCCACACUCUGGUAGUGCUUAUUCUUUUCCAACAUUGUUGAGAUUCACAUUUGCCCCUUCAGGCACUCGUCGCCGAGUCCGUACUCGUGCUUGCUUGAGGCUAUGGCAGGAGGCCAGGCGACCUUGCGUACGCGCACGGCGUGCGAGCCGCUAGUGCUUCUGUUGCUUGUCUUGCUGAGCUUGGACGGCUAUGGCGGCGGCGUGAAAGCCGCUGCGGGCGGCGUGGCAGCUACCGAGGCACGUCGCGGCUUGUGCACCUCCACGCUCACAGCUGAAGCUCGGCUACGAGCGGCGAUGAUGAACCCCAACACGACGAUCGUGCGACUGACAUCUGACAUCCGUCUGACGUCUGAUCUUCCCUACGUGACCUGUCCUAAUCUGACAGUCAUCGGGAACUGCACGACAGACUGCGGGCAGCCGAGGCUCUGCCAGAUCUACGGUGGAGAGCGGUUCGGCGGGUUUGCCCGCGCCGAGGAGCGGAUCAUCCUGACGCUGCAGAACCUGCUGAUGUCAAACUUUACUCUUUCGAAAGAGAACGCGAGCUCCGUCAUCGCGGGCGGGGGCACCAUCGUUGUCAAGAACUGCCUGUUCCAGAACAACACUGCCCGGGGAGGUGGACUUUUUGGCGCGUUCAUGGGUACCGUCACCAUCGAAAACUCCACGUUUAUUGGCAACAACGGUACGGUGAUUGACGGCAUGUUUGGCAAUGUCUAUCUGAAGGACGUCGUCUUUCGAUCGAACAUAGGUGGGGUGGUGAUCUUUCUAUAUCGAGCAACGGUGGACGGCGAAAGAUGCGAGUUCGAGGCCAACUCGGGAGGCGCGGUGUCUGUGUCCAUAGGCUCCCUGAAGUUCAUAAACUCUUCGUUCGUGAAUAACUCUCGGGGUGCGGUCAGCGCCGUUGCAGCAUCGGCUACGUUCUGCUACUGCCAAUUUGAAGGGAACUAUGUGAUAUCGGAGGAUGGAGGGAAGAGGGAGGUGGAACACGUGUACUUUAACAGGGUGAUGUCGUACGAGUCAAGGCUUCUGUUCUGCAAGCAGCGGCCUCAAGUCGGAGUGCACUUGGAGUCGCCCAACCUCGCUUCCUUUGUCAAGGACUCCUGCGAGGAGUGUCCAAAAUGAUGAAGCCAUCUCGUUCCUUAUCGUCGUAAACUUUAUCGUAUCUUCUUCAUCUUUCUUUUCUUUUUUUAGCUUAAUAUCCUUGUCGUUAUCUGAUCUUCAUCGUAUCUUUAUCUCAUCCGUAUCUUUAUCUUCUUCCUUUUCGGUUGACUGGCAGGGAAGGAUGUGCGACUGCGUGGAGGGAGGAGGAGGAGCGUGAGGGCGUACUCACACAAACACUACCUUAGAUGUAUCUCGCCGCAUUUACGGCAGGACCUCGAUGAAUCUGACUGCUAUUGCCUCCGGAAAUAAGUAAAAAGGUCCUGGUGUGAGUAUGCUCUGAGGACGUACUACUCACUCGAGGACUUUUGCACAAGGCUCUGGACUUUAUGGCGGUCAGAUUCAUCGUAGUCUUGCCGGAAUCGCAGUCAGAUGCAUUCUGAAAAGUGCUAGUGUGAGUGCUCCCUGAGACACGAGCGGUGUCUGACGGAAGAGUGGGGUUUCAACUUUUCGAGCAGCGGCCUCGAUUCGGAGGGCCUCCCUGCAGCCGCGGACAGCCUGGCUUCCUGCCUCUACAUAGGGAUCCUGUGCGGGGUGACAGUGUCUAGAAUCACGCUAUCUCGUUGUCCCUAUUUUAUCCUUGAUUAAUUGGCGUACACUGACCCUGCACUCUUCAUUUUUGCGACAGCUUUGAGGUAUGAGGGUUGCUGCCCACUGCUGUGUUUGGUUUGGGGAACAGUCUGCCUUCAACAAGGGUCAAAGGGUUCACGACCCAAACCAUCC